AUGUGUAGAUUGUCCCAAUCUCUGCGUGGUGCCCUUUCUGGGGAGCUAAUGUCUCGUUAUUGCCCAAAGUUGUCUCUGCCACCCAUGCCUCACACGUCCACGCUGACAUUUUGUCGUGUGGCACUUCCUUCUUCAUUGCUUAGUUAUUCUGAAGGGCACAUGAUCAUUGAUGGGUAUAGUGGUGGGCUGUCAGCGGAGCUCAAUAAACUGAAAUCCAUAGCAAGAUUAUAUUUCUCCGAAUGCAGCAUCACGUGCCCUGGACUGCAGGAUAUCACUUGCCUCGAAUCAGUUAAAGUAAAGGAUUGUCCCAACUUGUUUCGGUGGCCCAUCGAAGCAGCUCACACCAUCAGGCCUUUCCCUGCUUCCCUCAAGGAACUUAAGAUCAAAGGAGAGUCAGGCAUGCAGUCAAUGGUUCUUCUCUCAAACCUCACUUGUCUCACAAGUCUAAAACUGGUGGACUGCGAGAAUUUAACAAUGGAUGGGUUCAAUCCUCUCAUCAGAGUCAACCUUGAUGAUUUGAUGGUGUAUAACACAGAUAAGUGUCUUGGCCGCUCUGUAUCAGCGGAUAUGUUCUCGGAAUUGGCGGGAGCAAGGACCAACCUAUCAUUGCCGACAGGCUCCUUCCGAUUGAGAUUGCUUAAAGUGGAUUGCAUCUCAGCGGUGCUUGUUGCUCCCAUCUGCACCCUCCUCGCCGCUACCCUCGAGGUUUUAAUAUUCAUUCAUGAUCAGCGGGCGGAAAGCUUCACGGGAGAGGAAGAGAGAGCUCUUGAGCUCCUCACAUCCCUUAAGUUCUUCACUGUUCGGAAUUGCCCGAAUCUGCCGUCCCUUCCUCAGGGGUUAUACAGCCUUCCUUCUCUUCAGCAAAUAGUUGUCGGUUGUUGUCCUCAAGUCCAAUCUCUGCCAAAGGGCCCCUUCCCCACUUCACUGAAGGCACUACGCGCAACAGGUUGCAGUCCCGAGUUACAAGAGCAAAUUGAGAAAUUAGAGGGAAGCCUACCAGGUUUUGAUACUGAUUCUGAGUAA
Triticum turgidum subsp. durum (durum wheat) is the source of this 1023-nucleotide messenger RNA. Lineage: Eukaryota; Viridiplantae; Streptophyta; Magnoliopsida; Poales; Poaceae. The record is from the annotation of a GenBank genome assembly.